AUGACUAACUCUUCUGCUGGGCAGCCUGGCGAGGCUACGGACUCUAAAACCGCGUUUGUGAGCCAUGAUAGACAGACUGAUGCUCCUCAACCAGCAGAUGGUAUUACUGGGCUAUACGAGGGAAAUGUUUUCGAAGCGACACCAGAUAAUCGGCGACAGAUCGGGGUGUUCAGUGCCACGCUGCUGAUUUUUAAUCGAGUUAUUGGUACGGGUAUCUUUGCGACUCCAAGUACCAUUCUGCAGUUGUCUGGAAGUGUGGGGUUGUCUCUUUUUAUGUGGGUUAUUGGAACUGCGAUCGCCAUGGCCGGUACGGCUGUGUAUCUUGAAUGGGGUACUGCUAUUCCCAGGUAUGAAUGGUGGAGAAAGAAUUACCUCGAGUACGUUUACAAAAAGCCCAAGUUCCUGGCCACAGCCAUGUAUGCAGCCUACACUUUUCUGCUCGGCUGGGCAGCAAGCAACAGUGUCGUUUUCGGUCAAUAUAUCCUCAACGCAGCGGACGUAGAGGUUGGACGUUGGAACCAGCGUGGUAUUGGCUUAGCCUGUCUGACCACAGCGUUUCUUAUCCACACCAUUGCUCUGAAAUGGGGACUUCGACUCAUCAAUCUCCUUGGUAUUGUCAAGUUGAUCAUUGUUGUCUUUAUUGCAAUCACUGGCUGGGCUGCAUUGGCAGGUCAUACCAAAAUUGACCCGCCGCAUAACUUCCACAAUGCCUUUGAAGGAACUAAGGGGAGUGGAUAUAGUAUUGUCAUGGCGUUGUAUAACGUUAUUUGGUCAUUCAUUGGCUAUUCAAAUGCCAACUAUGUUCUCAGUGAGACGAAGAACCCGGUCCGAACGUUGAAAAUCGCGGCUCCCAUAGCUAUCGGCUCUGUUGGCAUUUUGUACAUGCUUGUGAACAUUGCUUAUUUUGCUGCUGUUCCGAAAGAGCAAAUGAUGAAUUCUGGAACUGUUGUUGCUGCCGCAUUCUUUGGAAAUGUCUUUGGUAAAGAGGCUGAGAAGGUGAUAUCUGUUUUCGUGGCAUUGUCGGCAUUUGGGAAUGUUCUGUCUGUUAUAUUCUCUCAAGGUCGAAUUGUUCAAGAGCUAGGUCGUGAGGGAAUUUUGCCUUUCGCCAGUUUCUUUGCCAGCAACUGGCCUUUCCAUUCUCCGGGUGCUGGACUGUUUGAACAUUAUAUUGUUUCAGCCAUCAUUUUAUUGGCUCCGCCACCGGGUGAUGCCUAUAACUUUUUGUUGAACCUCAUCUCUUACCCACUGUCGAUCGUCAACGUAUUCGUCUCUGGGGGUCUCAUUUACAUUUACCUGAAAAAAGAGAGCGAAUUCCCGAACUGGAACCCAGGAAUCCGUGCAACUCUCCCCGUGACUGGGUUCUUUCUCUUAUCGAACAUAUAUCUGGUUGUCACACCGUAUAUCCCACCAGACGCAGGCCAGAAUGUCUAUGAGAGCUUACCAUACUACCUCCACUGUGUUGUGGCCUUGGGGAUCUUUGCAGCAGGAGCUAUUUACUAUCUUGCGUGGGCAGUGGUGUUACCCCGGCUGGGCGGAUACGUGCUUGUGAAGGAGUCCGUUGUGGAUGCGGAUGGUUGGUCUCGAAGUGUUUUUACAAAGCUGCCUAAGGCUUCCACGCGGCAUUCUUGA
This is a messenger RNA of Penicillium angulare, 1629 nucleotides long. RefSeq names its product high affinity methionine permease. The transcript is spliced from 6 exons. Gene Ontology annotation, biological process: amino acid transmembrane transport. The record is from RefSeq and is a predicted model, not a curated record. NCBI's taxonomy places the organism in Eukaryota, Fungi, Ascomycota, Eurotiomycetes, Eurotiales, Aspergillaceae. The coding region runs from base 1 to 1629 and encodes 542 amino acids. Gene Ontology annotation, cellular component: membrane. Gene Ontology annotation, molecular function: L-amino acid transmembrane transporter activity.